AUGAGGACGUCAACUAUUUUUUACAAUGGAUAUUUCAGGCUUUUAAUCGCUAGCUUGUGGAGCAUGAUCUGUUUGCUAUUCAAAAGGCACUUAAAGACAGCAUUGAAAUACCAGAGUGUAAAAUAUGAUAUUGUUCCUCUCUCUCCUCUGUCAAAGUACCGCUUAUGUACUUUAAGACGAAAAGUAAUGGUAUUGGAUUUAGAUGAAACACUAAUCCACUCGGUACAUGACGGAAUCCUACGACCAGCAGUUAGACCAGGAACGCCUCCAGAUUUUGUACUUAAAGUUUUUAUUGAUCAUCAUCCCGUCCGUUUUUCUGUUCACAAAAGACCGCAUGUUGAUUUCUUCCUCAAUGUGAUCAGUCAGUGGUAUGAACUUGUAAUAUAUACAGCCAGUCUUGAAAUUUACGGUGCUGGAGUAACAGAGCUACUAGACAAUGGACGUCAUAUACUUCAACGACGGUUUUAUCGACAGCACUGUACAUACGACAAUGGUAGCUAUUCAAAAAAUCUUUCAUUAAUUACUUCCGAUUUGGCUUCCAUAUUUAUACUGGAUAAUUCACCAGGCGCUUAUCGUUCUUAUCCGGCUGUUCUUCAGUAUGGAGCCAGUGAAGUCACUGUUGAUAAAAGUCUGUUGGACGUGCUUUUGGUGACGCACCAAGUUUCCGACUCAUAGAAGAACUGACUCAACAUUGGUGUUCAAAAUCCGAAUUUUGUUAUUACGGCUAUGAAAGCAUAAGCUUCGCCCUUUUUCAUUCUGGUGUACAAGUCGUAGCCACCGGUAACUCUGAAAUGUUACCUCUCACAUGGCCUAGUAAAAAACGCUUUAACUUUUGAAACGAUAGGUGUUGAAUUCGAGUCUUAAUAGGAGGAUCACUCACUGAGUUUGCAGGAAGAAUGGUGAGUUUAAAACAAGGCGAAACGUAAGUCCCGGAUCUCUAGUUACCACAAAGCAAGGUGUUUCUUCAUCCAGUUUAGUAAAUAGAAUAGUAAAAAUAUUGAUUAUCUAAAUCUGACCCGAAAUUUUAAAAAUAGAAUACAGAGUCUCUAUUUUUGUUUUGUUGUUAAGAUUUCCCCUACUUAAUAAUUGAGUUUUUGUCUCCUUCACGCAUCAGUAUUUUAUAAUUAUUAUUUUGUUGUUAUUUGGCUUAAUUAAUAACUUCAAUAUAUCUUUUAAAGUAAGUUUUAAUUUAAACAACUUUCAAACACUAUUUUGUUCAUAACUUCUAUUCAUUUUUACACGUUUUAUGUACAUUUGUAUGAACGAUUUUAAACUAUAAAUAAUAAAUAACCUUGGUUACCACAUACUUGUUUUAUUAAAUAAGGGAGCAGUUUUUAUCUCAUGGUGA
Trichobilharzia regenti is the source of this 1348-nucleotide messenger RNA. NCBI's taxonomy places the organism in Eukaryota, Metazoa, Platyhelminthes, Trematoda, Strigeidida, Schistosomatidae. The record is from the annotation of a GenBank genome assembly.